GGAGGUAGUCGAUAGUCGAUACUGAUAGUUACAUUUGUGUUUUGGUAAACAAGAGCCCUUUGGUUUUUGACUGAUAACAAUUUUAUAAAUAUUUUAUGGAUAAUAAAUUUAUUCAUCUUUAAUUUUAUCUCGUUUGUGACAACUUGACUCCUGGCUUGUUGUGUUGAACCUGUUAAUAAACCAUUUUCUUUCUCAUUAAUUUCAAGUCACUGACUUUACAGACUAUAGUAGUGUAUACAAUUAUUCGCAGGCAUAAUGCCAGGGAAUAGAGACAAGCAUGAUAGUCUUUACCAUCCCACCACACGUUCGAAACGAAAAAAGACCAAACUGACGAGAGAAAAAGUCGGUGAUUUGAUGAUUGACUGUUCGAUAAAAGAGGAAGGGUCAAACGUUUUGCCAAAUGCACAAAAACAAGCUGUUGAAUUGCCUGUAAGUGGUUCAAUGCAAGGGGCCAGUUAUGACAACGCACCUGCUGACAUGUCUUCCGCCUCCAAUUUGACAAAAGUUUGUAAUCGAGUGAACAUUAUAAGGUGCAUUGUACCUGCUUGUGGAAGUAACAGCAUAACAUGCCCUAACAUGACUUUUAUUCAUCUACCGAUUGAAAACAAUUUAAGAAAGACGUGGCUUAAAGCUAUUGGUGUCUCGAAUCAGUUAUACCUUCCAAAAGAGAUAAACAGACCACAAUAUUGCUGCCAGAGGCAUUUCGAUUUGACACAUGAUAGCUUGAACUAUGAUAAAUGGUUUUCAGGAGAGGAAGAGUUGAAAUUGUAUAAAGGUGUGUUGCCGCGUUUCAACAUUAAGCUAAAAAAUGAGCAGGAGAUACUCGCAUCCCAAGACUGGCCUUGCUUUGUCCCCAGUUGCUCAAGUAGUGUUCACAAAUGUCCAGGAAAGCUUUUCAUUAAAGUUCCGGCUAUUAAUGAAAUGAGAGCUAGGUGGUUUGAGGCUGUAGGGAGAACAGAUUUCGAUUCAGGAAACUAUUACUGUUGUGUAGAUCAUUUUGACAUGAACGUUGACAUAUGUCGUAAAGACAAAACUUUCUUGAUCAAAUGCGACACAAUCCCGCAUCGCAACAUCAAUUUAAAAACUGUAGUAAAAGAAAUUGAUAAUUACAAUACGACGACAAACAAUGAGAUAAAGAUAAAAAUGGAAAGUGACUAUAUGGAUUUGAUGGAUGAACAAAUUAUGAGCCUGAAGGAGUUAAAAGACAUCUCCACUUCUGAAGUCGUUUGGGUCAGCAAUCCCACAGAUUCGAACAGUGAAGACACCAAUCUGCUCAUUGAUCCACUCAAUGGAAAGGACACAUUCAACCGAGAUGUGAAAUCAAAGGAAAUGUACCUUCUAAGUUUGUUACCCGAUCUUAAAGAAAUGUCCGAAAGUCAAAUUGAGACUUUUAAAACAAAAAUCUAUGAAACUAUUAGAAUAGUUAAGGCAAGAAAGUAAUUAUUUAAUUUGACCAUUUGUAGUAAUGUUUUCAUAUUCUUGAUAUCAUUUAUCUCUGUUACAACAACCCUAUUUUUAGAAACAAUAUAGAAUAACUUGUCAAAAGUUGCUUCACAAAACAAAAUUUUCUUUUGCAUAAAAUCUGAAAACAAGCAACAUUAAUUAUACAAUUGCCAGGACACAUUUUUUAUUUUAUUAAUCACUAUUAUAGUUAGUAACGACAUAAAAAAAUCUUAACUAAAAUGCUGUAUUAUUAUUACCCUUGUGAUUCUGGGUUCAAAUCCCUGCAUAAGCCCAUGGCUUUUUAAUUGAGAAUAGGUAGUAGAUUAAUAAGCCCUCCUGAAUGACAGGAAUUUUAUAUAUAUAUAUAUAUAUAUAUAUUUUUUUUUUUUUUUUUUUUUUUUUUUUAAAUCUGAUCACUUUGACCAUCACUGUUCCCAUUCAACUAUGCUGGUUGAAUGAGACUGUAAUGAUAGCCAAUGAUGUCAGAAUAAUUUAUUAACACUACUAAAAAAAUGUAAUUUGAAAAAAAAAAUUACAAAGUGAUAAAUUAUACUGGUAAAUAAAUUAGCUCUAUCUUGAAAAUAAAUAAAAUCCCUUUCUGUGAUAUUUUUUUAAUUGUUAAUUUAUAAUCGUUGAAUAUUUUUUAAAUUAUGUAAAAACUAGCCAGAAUGUUUAGCCUUUACUUUAGAUAGAAGCGGAUUUUAGUAAAGCACUGUAAAUAUUUAUUUUUGCUGAAAUAAAAUGAUGUUAUAAUUCA
This is a messenger RNA of Cimex lectularius (bed bug), 2200 nucleotides long. RefSeq lists its product as uncharacterized. Gene Ontology annotation, molecular function: DNA binding. The transcript is spliced from 4 exons. Bases 256 to 1440 code for a protein of 394 amino acids. Lineage: Eukaryota; Metazoa; Arthropoda; Insecta; Hemiptera; Cimicidae. The record is from RefSeq and is a predicted model, not a curated record.